AUGCUUCAAAAUUCUAACGUACAACAAGAGCCUUUAACUCAAUACUCUGAAUCACCUAUCCACAAAGAACCUAAUUCGCCGAAGGAUAAAGUGCCUAAAUCCAAAGACUUAUCUUCGGAUAAUAUUUCACAAUCUAAUAAAAACAAAGUACAGAAGUUUAUGUCAGAAGUUUCUACAAACUCUAGUUCGCAGUUAUAA
Molecule: messenger RNA, 198 nt
Organism: Diversispora eburnea
Lineage: Eukaryota; Fungi; Glomeromycota; Glomeromycetes; Diversisporales; Diversisporaceae
Source: the annotation of a GenBank genome assembly